GGACAGAUUGCCACAGUGGAGACGCGCAAGGCAGUUAAUGGAUCUUGAAAUUGGUUGUCUUCAGCGGCGACGAUGACGUUGUGCCUGGGGACCUGUCCGUCUGUGCUUGCCGCAACGGAGCUACUCUUUUACCGAGGCCGGCCGGGGGACUGGGGAAGGUUAUGAGGGAGUUGUGGACUGAUCUGCCAGUAUUGGUGCAGGGGUUAGCAACCUUCACACGACCACUGGGUGGCCAUCUGAGAGAUGCGACUGGAGCGCGUUUGAAGGGUAAAUGCCACAUCCCCCGCACAAUUCCUCCGUCUCUUGUUUACUUCUCAUCUCAAUACGACUUAAUGACCAUCAUCAGUAUAUCAACACUGCCAUAGUCCUAUAAUAAUUAUAACUUUGCCAAUAACUCAUCAUGGUCUCCACGCGCCAACACCCCAAGGACUUCCCUGAGCCUGAUCUCAGUCCAGUGAAAGCCUCACCGCGCACAACGCGCAAAGCCAAAGCUGCGUGGGCGCAUACCCCAUCGAACCUCGUCUUAGUCUGGCUCGCCAUUUCUCUACCGCUCGUCCUCUGGGACGCUGGUUAUGUCCUUCUUCGCCCGCACUCCAUGCCGGGCGGGAAGUAUCACUGGCCGCUUUGGGUGCCGUACGAGCUAUAUGGCAAGACGGACUAUAUUUAUGGUUGGAAGGCGUAUAAUGAGAAGAACGGCUUUACUGCUGCGCAGACUGUCAUGAACCUGAUUGAGACUGCCGGGUACUUCACCUACCUCUGGCUCAUCUUGAACUUUGGAAAGCAGUCAGUGGCGCACGGCCGCGGUGCGCCCAAGAACGCGGGAUGGUUGGGACAGCAGAGGACAUUGACUGGAGAGAAAGCUGCAUGCGCUGCCCUUGUGGGUUAUAGCUCGGCGAUCCUUACCUUGGCCAAGACGAUGCUGUAUUGGCUUAAUGAAUACUACUCCGGCUUCGAGAACAUCGGCCACAACACCUUGCCAGACUUGAUUCUGCUCUGGAUCAUUCCCAACGGCGCUUGGCUCGUCCUUCCGACUUACAUAUCGUACGUUAUGGGAAGUGAGAUCUUCGAGGGCCUGGCCAUGGCAGCUGGAUCUGCAAAUGACAACGGAAAGAGCGAGUAAGGUUUGUAACGACUCUCGACGCUGGAAUCAUGAUGGGGUAUAGAUACGGAUACCCAUACGUAUAAUUUCUUAGACACGAGUUUGAACUUCGGGUGGGUGGUAUAUAUUUAUGACGAAUAAUGUAAAGGUGGAGUCUUGGAUUUACCACUCGAGGCAUAGAUUUCGAGAGAGGCGCCCUAUGCUCCGAAUGCAUCAGGGUUGCAAGUUUUAUUGGUAUAAAUCUGCUGGGUCAGAAGAUUGUUCAAAUAAUUGCGUUCUUAAAUACACCGGCCAGUUGUUUACGAUGCAUUGCUGAGACAGCAAUAAUAAUAAUACUUCAAAGAGAUUUCAUUCUUUCCGAUCCUAACAGCCAUUCUAGCAUUAAACAGCCUUGCAAUUUGCUAUGGGCAUAAAACGAACUCAACACAAAACGAUCAUUCUGAUGCCUGUUGCCUGCCACCUCCAG
Messenger RNA from Pseudogymnoascus verrucosus, 1565 nucleotides. RefSeq lists its product as uncharacterized. The record is from RefSeq and is a predicted model, not a curated record. Bases 401 to 1120 code for a protein of 239 amino acids. NCBI's taxonomy places the organism in Eukaryota, Fungi, Ascomycota, Leotiomycetes, Thelebolales, Thelebolaceae. The transcript has 3 exons.